Messenger RNA from Epinephelus fuscoguttatus (brown-marbled grouper), 2835 nucleotides. It is a transcript of the gene stx2b, whose product is annotated as syntaxin 2b. The transcript has 11 exons. Gene Ontology annotation, biological process: exocytosis; synaptic vesicle fusion to presynaptic active zone membrane; intracellular protein transport. Gene Ontology annotation, cellular component: synaptic vesicle; plasma membrane; presynaptic active zone membrane. NCBI's taxonomy places the organism in Eukaryota, Metazoa, Chordata, Actinopteri, Perciformes, Serranidae. Bases 351 to 1232 code for a protein of 293 amino acids. Gene Ontology annotation, molecular function: SNARE binding; SNAP receptor activity. The record is from RefSeq and is a predicted model, not a curated record.
AUCUGUUACGCGUCUUUUGCGCUUGUGUGAUGAGAAAUAUCGGCACAGAGUAAACCAAAAACAGUCACUUUUUACCUUUAUUUUGUUGGACUUUAACUUCUCAGCGCUGGAUUUUGGAUCCAGUCUCACUUGGAUUAAAACUUUUUAGACCUGACGCGCUCUCUUCCUAUUUCUGUCGCCGGAAUAACGCUGUUGGAGUAGGUGUGCUGCGUUUCUCAUCUCCAUCCAGCCGUCUCGACAUCAGCGCACAGUAAGGUGGCUCAAUGUUACUCUACACAUGGAGACUUACAGAAUGACCUAGCGGGUGUUUUACCAGAAUUAUCCAGGCUGGAGACGAGCUGAUCGGUGUGAUGAAGGAUCGACUGGCUGAACUGAGUGCUGGUAGGACACGAGCAGAGGAGGAUGUUGCAGUCGCAGUGGACAGAGAUGGCUUCAUGGAGAGCUUCUUUCGAAGGGUGGAAGAAGUCAGAGGACUCAUCGAUAAGAUCUCCUACCAAGUGGAGGAGGUGAGGAAGAUGCACAGCAUGAUCCUGUCUGCACCCAACCCAGAUGACAGAACAAAGGACCAACUGGAUGCACUGACCAACGAUAUCAAAGGGAACGCCAACGUGGUGCGAACCAAACUAAAAUCCAUGGAGCAAAGUAUGCCCAAGGAUGAUGUUGCUAAUAGAUCGUCUGUUGACUUCAGGAUCCAAAAAACACAGCACACAGUGCUGUCCAGGAAGUUUGUGGAGGUCAUGACCCAGUACAAUGAGACUCAAGUGUCCUUUCGGGAAAGAAGCAAAGGAAGGAUCCAGAGGCAGCUGGAGAUAACUGGAAGAGUGACCACCAAUGAAGAACUAGAGGGCAUGUUAGAGAGUGGAAAUCCAUCCAUCUUCACAUCUGAUAUCAUUUCUGAUUCCCAGAUCACACGUCAGGCCUUAAAUGAGAUAGAAUCUCGACAUCAGGACAUCAUGCGCCUGGAGUCGAGCAUCAGGGAGCUCCAUGCAAUGUUCAUGGAUAUGGCAAUGCUGGUAGAAACUCAGGGAGAUAUGGUGAACAACAUUGAGAAGAACGUCUCCAAUGCGGCCGAAUACAUUUGUAGUGCAAAAGAAGAGACCAAAAAAGCAGUGAGAUACCAGAAAAAAUCCCGGAGGAAAUACAUUAUCCUUGCCUUUGCUCUGUUGAUCCUGCUUGCUGUCAUUGCACUAAUUGUUGGCCUGUCUGUUGGACUAACCAAACCCCCUGUAUGAGAACUGCUGUGAUUACAGCGCGAGAAACUUCUCUGCCUUGCCAUCUGUGGGGUCACAGGCUUACUCCUUUUACUCAUCAUAAUAUUUGGGAGUCUUUGAGUGAUGGAUUAUUUGAGUCUCACCCUCACAGCAGUCAGGGAGUCAGCUCCUGUAGUGAUGAAACUUCAGUAGCUUCAUAAUGAAACAAAAAUAAGUCAUUCACUAUCCAGCAGCAUUACAGAGAGGAUCUCUUGACCACACUGAAGUGUAAGUAUAAUGUGUGUGUGUGAUCCACUUUGCACCAGUAACUUCAGACCUCAUGAUUCACUGUUCUGGAGCGCUUCUGUACAGCUAGAACAAAGCAUCCUGUCAGCAUACAUCCCUUAGCAGUGAUAUGAUGAACACUGACAGCACAUCAGAUUUAUAUACUGGUGUGCGUUCUGUAUUGCUGCAUUUUUUUUUUCAUGUUAUGUAUCAUUCUCAGACAUUUCUUGAUCUCAUCACUGUAAAGGAUGUUUUUGAAAUAACUCUUUUCACCCUCUUGCUUAGAUUUAGAAGAGAAGAUUGAUAUGCCUGUAUGAUGAAUAUGAAGCUAUCACUAGCAGCCAGAUAGCUUAGCUUAGCUUAGCAUUAAGACUGGAAACAGAAAAACAGCUAGCCCGACUCUGCCAGGAGUAAUAUGGCACAUAUUACUGCCAGACGAUUUCUUGGACAAGCACGGUGACUUCCUGGAGUCUUGUUGUCAUCAUGAGGUUGUCAGGUGGAAGCUCCAGGUGGUCAUUUAACCUUUCGUAAAAUCCACAGUAUGUCAGUUUUACACUUCUGUUUGUGGACAGAUUAAACAAACAACGUAUAACAUGGUAGUAAGUAAGCCUUAGAGAUGGUGGUUGGCUGAGGUUGUUGUCUUUGGACAGAGCCAACCUACCUGUUUCCCUUUGCUCAGAGUCUUUGUGCUAUGCUAAACUUACCAGCUGCUGGCUGCAGCUUCAUAUUUAGCCUACAGAGUGAUAUUCAUCUUCUCAUCUUACUCAUGACAAGAAAGUCAUUAAGCUUUUUUUCCCAACAUGUUGCUAUUUUAAUGCCUUAAUAUUCAAAAGAUAUAGUGACAAUUCUCUUUAUAAACUGAUUGUAUGAUUUGUGUUUACAUAUAUGCUCCUCUUCUCUUAAACCUUCUGUAUAUUCACUGUAAUUCAUGUGAAUUGAAUGUAAAACGACUACAGCUCAGGAGUCCUUUAGAAAUAGAAAAUUGUAAAAACAAAUAGGCCUAUAUAUAUUCUCUGUAAGCAUUUCUAGUUAACCAUCUCAAUCAGAAAUAUUUUCAGAUCAGUCGAACAGAAUUCAUGUCAUUCAGUAACUCUAAAGCAGCAUCCAUACUAAAGUGCCUUGUUGACAUUUAAUAUGAAACCUUAACUUAUUAAAUAUAUUUAUCAUGAUUAUGGUGUGCUAUGACUGAAAUAUUAAUUGUGACAAAAGUCAUACUACAACGUAGGACUCUUGGAUGAUGUUAUUCAAGAGCACACUUUCAUUUUAAUUUGUUCGAUUAUUUUUUAUUUGUGAGUGAUAUCCUGUAUUUUAUAUUGAAACAGAAUUAUUAAGUAAUGUAAUUAAAGAUGAGUAAAAAGUC